Messenger RNA from Meriones unguiculatus (Mongolian gerbil), 6084 nucleotides. RefSeq names its product zinc finger protein 205 (gene Znf205). The coding region runs from base 647 to 2158 and encodes 503 amino acids. The record is from RefSeq and is a predicted model, not a curated record. Gene Ontology annotation, biological process: regulation of transcription by RNA polymerase II. The transcript has 6 exons. Lineage: Eukaryota; Metazoa; Chordata; Mammalia; Rodentia; Muridae. Gene Ontology annotation, molecular function: RNA polymerase II cis-regulatory region sequence-specific DNA binding; DNA-binding transcription factor activity.
GUUGUCCUUAAUCCCAGCCUCCGCCGGGCUUCCCUCCCGGUGCAGCUCUGGCUGUGGGGACCCUGUUCGCCCCCGGGAGGGGGCCUCCGCCCCCGGUGUCUCCUUUGCCCCCACCUUGGUGAGAAGGGGGUGCUUGGGAAGGCCCCUGGAAAUCGGCUUGUGCAGCAUGCUUGCCGAAGGGGACAGGGUCAAAGGUGGAAGGCUUCGGGCUGGCCACAGAGAAUGAGGGGGCUGGACCCAGGAUUGGGAAGCUGAGGACGUGGCCCGCUCAGACCACGGCCAGGAUGACCCUACCUAGGUGGGAAGCUGCAGCUUUGAGAAGACUGCCGAUUUCAGGCGGAGCUCUGUGUCCGGCCGGGGCACACAGCGGGCAUCACCGCCCUGGCGCCUCUGUUGCAGGCUCUCCGCAGAACUUUCUGCGCCUCGUGACGAGAAACCCCGAUUCCCGUUCAGCCCUUUCUUUCUCUGGGCUGGCUUCGCUGCGAUUUGGGGCUCUUGCUUCAGUGACAAAGGGGACAGUACCAUUCCUUUCCAAGAAACCAGAAACUAUUAUCCAGCGCGGAAGGGUCCUUGGCUAAAACCUGGAAGGGGCUUGACUAGCGGAAGAGAAGACCAUUUGCUCUUCUUCCUAGUUCUGAAAUAGAAGAUGUCUGCAGACAGUAAAAGCACCCCGGCUACGGAGAGCAAGGAGAAAACCCGUGAGGUCCCAGGUGAUGGGCCACGCUGUGGAGACGUGCUGUCUGGGCAGGAGGACAGAGUGCCCUUGGGAGCCUCUCCGGAGUCAACACAUGUUAAGGCGGAGGCAGAAGAGUCAAGCCCUGAGGGUGCAGCACAGGGCAAGGCUCCAGGAACACAGGGCUGGACGCCCCCAAAUCCUGCUUCUAAGGACAAAGCCCUGUUCCUGCCCGGUGGAGCUCUUCCCUCACCCUGGAUUCCUGUACUUUCCCGAGGGGGAAGGACCAGAGAACGACAGAUGGCUGCAGCACUCCUCACUGCCUGGUCCCAGAUGCCGGUGACCUUUGAGGAUGUGGCUCUGUAUCUCUCCCGGGAGGAGUGGGGAAGGCUGGACCACACCCAGCAAAACUUCUACCGGGAUGUCCUGCAGGGAAAGAACGGGCUGGCUCUGGGAGCUGUGGAAAUGGGGAAGGGGGUGCCAACCCUGUCUGCGGCCACCUUAGAGGAUGCGAAACCCUUACGGACGAGGGCCAGGUGGGCCGCGGGGCAAGACCCGCAGUGUGGCCAGCCGGUGACUGGUGGCCCGGGUGCGAAGCUGGCUGGAGAUCUCGGGGAAGGCGGGCCGCCGAAGGCCGCCCCAUCCGACCCACAUCCCCUUGAGGCCCCAGACGACAGCGGCCCCGAGAGGCCCGGUGAGGCAAAGGCCGGCCCGGAGAGCGGCGACGUGGGCAGGAAGGCGUACCGGUGCGAGCAGUGCGGCAAGGGCUUCAGCUGGCGCUCGCAUCUGGUGGCGCACCGGCGCACACACACCGGCGAGAAGCCCUACACCUGCACGGACUGCGGCAAGGGCUUCGGCCGCAGCUCGCACCUCCUCCAGCACCAGAUCAUCCACACGGGCGAGAGGCCCUACACCUGCCCGGCGUGCCGCAAGAGCUUCAGCCACCACUCCACGCUGAUCCAGCACCAGCGCAUCCACACGGGCGAGAAGCCCUACGCGUGCGACCGCUGCGCCAAGCGCUUCGCCCGCCGCUCGGACCUGGUCACGCACCAGGGCACGCACACGGGCGCCAAGCCGCACGAGUGCCUGCUCUGCGGCAAGCGCUUCACGCAGAGCUCCGCCCUGGGGACGCACCAGCGCACGCACACGGGCGCCAAGCCCUACCCCUGCCCCGACUGCGGCAAGCGCUUCAGCCAGCGCUCCAACCUCAUCGCGCACACCCGCACGCACACGGGCGAGAAGCCCUACCCCUGCCCCGACUGCGGCAAGCGCUUCGGCCACAGCUCGCACCUCACGGCCCACCAGCGCACCCACCGCGGCGUGCGGCCCUACCCCUGCCCGCUCUGCGGCAAGCGCUUCAGCCGCCGCUCCAACCUGCACCGCCACGAGAAGAUCCACACCUCCGGGCCCAAGGCCCUGGCCGUGCUGGUGCUGGGGGCGGCGGCGGCGGGGGCGCUCGGCGCGCCCCCACUCGCGCCCACCUAGAUGCCGAGGGAGCUGGGACUCGCCCCUCCCCCCCAUUCUAGGGCCCCGGAAGGACGCUGGGUCUUAGCCAGUGGGGUGGACCCGGGUGAAGGCGGGAGCUGAGAGGUCCCAGUGCUGGCGCCAGGUGGCUCGUGGUGAGGUGGGAGGAGCCAGGGCGAGAAGGCGGGCGCUCCAGCUGCAGAUUAAAGGUCUUGGAUUUCAAGCGGUGGCUCUUGCUCUGUCUGCCCGGUGCCUGAGCUGAUCCCUGAGCACCGGCCGGGUAACCGAGUCCCCAUUUGGCCCGAGAAUCAGAGUCUGUGUCACAGGCCUAUUCCAGAACGUUAGGACCUGUUUCAAAGACGAGUUUUUGUGGUGGUUGGUAUCGAUGGACGCGUGUGGGGCACACACAUCUCACACUGGUUGAGAUCAGGGGACGACUGGUGGAUUGCUCCUCUACACGUGGCUCCCGGGCAUGGAACUCACGGUGUCAAGCUUGGUUGGCAGUAGGUGUCUUUACCUGCUGAGCCAUCGCAUCCUGUUGUUAUUGUUCUAUUUUGUUUGUGUAGCGAAGAGCAGCAUGAAAGCAGCCGUGCUCCUUGCUUCCACCUCUGGGUGCUGAGAUCAUAGGCGUAAACCACCCAGCCCAAACUCGGGGCCAGAAGUCUGUCCACAAAGGCUUCUGACUCAGGUUUCCCAGCCGAAAGACAGCCGGGCAGGGGUCCCUUCAGCUCCGUCAUGUCCCACAGGCCCUUGGCACACGCUGAGCCCUGGCCUCUCCUGCCUCCUGCUGUGGGAACCGGGAACAGGGCCUCCUGGGCACUCGCACGCGGGGUGUCUGUCCAAGCACUGCCCAGGCCCCUGCCUCCUGGCUACCUCCUUUCAGCCCCGCCAGGGAAAAAUUCCUCAUGCCCAGGGGCCGCCGCCUCCUCUCAGGCGUUCUGCAGCUGGCCAGCUCGGUUGCUUCUCAGCCUCCUCCGUAUCCGCCGUUUGUAGGUGCUGUAUCCUCCUGCUCGGUUUUGAACAAAAGUUCUGGCUUUUAACCUCUAUAGCGUUUAUUCCCAUUUGCUCCUUUUUUGUUUGUUUGUUUUUGGAGGGGGGUUCAAAACAUGAUUUCUCUCUAUAGCUUUGACUACACAGAGACUUGAUUUGUAGACCAGGCUGGCCUCAAAUUCACAGAGAUCUGCCUGCCUCUGCUUCCCAGAGAUUGUAGACAUGUACAUCCUGUCUGGUUCAUUUGCUUCCCUCCCGCCUUUUUUUCCUCUAAUUUAUUUAACUUUUAUUUUAUGUGCAUUAGUGUGAAGGUAUCAGAUCCCUUAGAAUGGGCAUUACAGACAGUUGUGAGCUGCCAUGUGGGUCCUGAGAAUUGAACCCUGGUCCUUUAGGAAGAGCAGACAGUGCUCUUAACCACUGAGCCAUCUCUCCAGCCCCCAUUUGCUCCUUUAUUAAAGGCACUAUGGCCAGGUCUCUAACCUGUAAGGCUUCUGUUCCCAUGCGUGUCUAAGAAAUGUGUUCUGCAUUUUAUUUUAUUUUAUUUUAUUUUAUUUAUUUAUUUUAUUUUUAUUUAUUUUAUUUUUAUUUAUUUAUUUUAUUUAUUUUAUUUUUUUUAAAGAUUUUAUUUAUUAUUUUUACAACAUUCUACCUGCACACCAGAUCUUACUGUAAAUGGUUAUGAGCCACCAUGUGGUCACUGGGAAUUGAACUCAGGACCUUUGGAAGAACAGAGAGUGUUCUUAACCUCUGAGCCAUCUCUCCAGCCCUUCAGGGCCAUUUUAAAAGAGUAAGACACGCUCAGCUUUCUGCAGGGCUUGAAGCCUGGCCAUGUGCGCCCCUGGAGGUGGAUGUGCUGCCUGGGGCGGAGGCAGGCCUCGGAGGGCUCUGCACGGGCUAGCCGGAAGGACUGGCUGAUUGAGAUGGUCAUUUAGGGCUGGAGAGAUGGCUCAGCAGUAAAAGCUGCUCUUCCCCAACCCCCAGGCAGGGGUCUGCCGCUGCCUUCAGGACUCUGCAGGCGCCUGCACACGUAAUUACCACACAGCUCACACAUAAUUAAAAAUGUUAAAGCUUCUUUUAAAAAGAUGUUCUAUUUAGCCAGUGGUGGUAGCACACACCUUUCAUCCCAGCACCUGGGAGGCUGAGGCAAUGGACCCUUGAGUUCAAGGCCAGCCUGGUCUACAGAGAGUACAGCCAGGGCUACACAGAGAAAUCCUGCCUCGGAAGAGGAGCUAUUUCGUUUAGACAGGAUCUCAGGUAGCUGAAGUUGGCCUGGAACUCAGGGUAGCCAAAGCUGACCCCGAACUACUGCUCAUCCUGCCUCUGCCCCACGAACGCAUGCGAUGUGCUCUACCACACCUGGCUGACUGGUUAUUUCUAAGGGGCCAGGAAGCCAGACUGCUACCCCCAGCUUGUCUGAGUGCCGGCUUCAGCCAGCAGAGGCGUUUCUCUGUGUGCUCUCAGGGCUUCUCACUGGAGGCAGGGACUGCUUGCAAAGACUUGUUAAAAUUCACGCGAACCCAGCAUGCUGACUCGAUGGCACAGUGGGUAUUGUCUGACUUCCGAUCCUCAGGCUGUGAGCUGGGUGCAUUUUGGGUGUGUGGCCGGCCACCCACGGGGAUGGAUUGCACAGGAGUACUUCGCAAGAAAGCGGCACCUUUGCAAAACAUUUAACAAGGAAAAAAACGAGACCAAGUGCCUCGAAUGUUGGGGUGAAGGUAACUGAUGGAUGAUGGAUGGUGGAUGAUGGAGUUCCGGGAAAGGAGGGGAAGCCUGAGUAGGGUCCUGAUGUCCGAGCGCCUGGUUUGCUAGUGUGCUUUUGGGAGCAGAGCGGUCCAGCGGAGGUGGAGGCGUGGACACAGCUCUGCGCUAGGAACAGGAGUCCGACUCUGCUUUCCACACUGGAGGCCCAGCCCCGUCGGUUGCCAGGGAGGUGGGCGCAGAAACACCAGCCGAUCACCGCCGGAGCUAUUCCCCCUCCCACACUGAGCCGCGCGGUUCAGGCUACGGGCUACUGUUCACAAAUGAGGCUUGGUCCGCCCAGGACCCGCGGUCUGUGUUCGCUGGCUCCCUCUAGCCGCCUCGCCUAGCUGGGGCUCUGAGGGCUGUAGCCCUGGCUGGCUUGGACCGCGCAGACCAGGCUGAACUAGAACUUCAGUGAUCUCCAGCCCCUGCCUGUCACGCCCUGGGAUUCCCGCUGUGUGCCACUAGACCCAGUUAAACAUUUUUGAUUCAUAUAUAUUUUAAAUUUUGUCUUCUCACGGCUUGUGCAUUUUAAUGCAGGAUGUGUAUAUUUAUAUUAGAGUGUGACAUAGUUAAAAACAAACCGGCUGAUUAUAGAAAUAUACAUUUAUUUCCUAGGAAGUGGUAGCACACACCUUUAAUCCCAGCACUAGGGAGGCAGAGUCAGGCGGAUCUCGGAGUUUGAGGCCAGCCUAUCCAACAGAGCAAGUUCUAGGACUGCCAGGGCUAUACAGAGAAACCCCGUCUUGGAAAAAAAAAUUAUAUUUUUAUAAAAUAUAUAAAAUUUAUAAAAAUAUUUAUUCCAAGGUGGCUUUUCCCUUCAUUUAUUUAUUUACUUACUUACUUACUUAUGUUUUUCGAGAAAAGGUUUCUCUGUGUAGCCUUGAUUGUUCUUGAAUUCACUCUGUAGAACAGACUGACCUUGGACUCAGAGAUCUACCUGCCUCUGCCUUCCAGGUGCUGGGAUUAAAGGUAUGCACCACUGCCACCACCUGGCUCCUCCUCUUUCUUUUUUCUUUCAUUAUUAUUAUUAUUAUUAUUAUUAUUAUUAUUGACAGGGUAUCUCUACAUAGUCCUGACUGUACUGGAACUCACUAUGUAAACCAGACUGGCCUUGAACUCACAGAGAUCUGCCUGCCUCUGCCUACUAAAUGUUGGGAUUAAAGGCAGCAUUUUCCGUUAUUGAUUAUUAAAGUUUAAUAUGGAUUUCUCUUUUA